Molecule: messenger RNA, 1353 nt
Organism: Oreochromis aureus
Lineage: Eukaryota; Metazoa; Chordata; Actinopteri; Cichliformes; Cichlidae
Gene: nxph1
Product: neurexophilin 1
Exons: 2
Coding region: 325-1134 (269 amino acids)
Molecular function (GO): signaling receptor binding
Source: RefSeq, a predicted model, not a curated record
GUGCCAGCCGUUAGACAGUCAAGACCUGACACAACUAUGACCCUCCUGCUCCCUCUACCUGGAUUAACUCUUAAAUAAGCGCUGGUUGUCGCUACCCGGUCCCCCUAACGUCAAGCCGCAGCAGCAGCCUCACCGGCCGAUCGAUCCUGUCCCCAAUCUGCAACUCUCUGCUUUGUUCUCUUGCCAUGGGGUUCGUUGUUUCCUUGUUGCCUGGGCAGCUGAUGGGGUUGAUUGUGCUGUGAAGUGGAUACAAGGUGGAUUUAUGGUCGUCAAAGCCGAAACUACUAUCCGAGGGAAAUUAGUGGAAGUUUGAGCUCCGGGAGGAUGCAGGUGACGUGUUGGUGCGCUGUGUUCCUUCUGACGCCUGCGCUUUACCUGGUUACAAGUGCUCAUCCUUCAAAGACAGACAUUGUCAAAUCAGGAAAUCUGAAAUCCACGCUUAAGCAUAUAUGGACACAAAGUAAUAAGGAAAUGUCCAUCAGUAGGAUGCUAUCACAGACUCUACAAGGCAAGGAGAACAGCACAGCUUUGGAUCUUCACUAUGACACUCCAGAGCCCUAUUUGGAGCAGGAUCUUUGGGAUUGGCUGAGAAAUUACACGGACCUGCAGGACUCACGACCACGGGCUAAACGACGGCCUAUGGUCAAGACAGGAAAGUUUAAGAAGAUGUUUGGCUGGGGGGACUUCCAUUCUAACAUUAAGACAGUUAAACUUAACCUGCUAAUCACUGGUAAGAUUGUGGAUCAUGGAAAUGGCACUUUCAGUGUCUACUUUCGCCACAACUCCACAGGGCAGGGCAAUGUGUCUGUUAGCUUGGUCCCUCCAACAAAGAUAGUUGAGUUUGAUGUGGCAGCACAGCAGUCCGUCAUUGAUGCCAAGGACUCAAAGUCCUUCAACUGUCGCAUAGAAUAUGAGAAGGUUGAGAAGGGUGCCAAGAACACACUCUGCAACUUUGACCCAUCCAAGACAUGUUACCAGGAGCAAACUCAGAGCCAUGUCUCCUGGCUUUGCUCCAAACCAUUCAAAGUCAUCUGCAUCUUCAUUUCCUUCUACAGCACCGACUACAAACUGGUGCAGAAAGUGUGUCCAGACUACAACUACCACAGUGACACUCCCUACUUUCCCUCUGGCUGACAUUUCCAUACACUCACAAACUACAUAGUGGUCGAGUGGAGAACAGACUAGGACUUUUAUCCAGGCCAGAGACAUUUGUAUGUUAGCCCUUCUGUCCUUUAACAUGUCCAUACCAGAGUAUCAGCUAUGUUCAAAUGAUUCCCCUGUUCAAUCUUCUGAAAGAGCAAAGAGCAACUUUCAGUUCUUACAAAAUGUGCUAUAUAUAAAUUGUAAACUGCU